This is a messenger RNA of Perca flavescens (yellow perch), 3535 nucleotides long. RefSeq names its product thyroid hormone receptor interactor 6 (gene trip6). NCBI's taxonomy places the organism in Eukaryota, Metazoa, Chordata, Actinopteri, Perciformes, Percidae. The transcript is spliced from 9 exons. Bases 13 to 1548 code for a protein of 511 amino acids. The record is from RefSeq and is a predicted model, not a curated record. Gene Ontology annotation, cellular component: focal adhesion; stress fiber. Gene Ontology annotation, biological process: cell-cell adhesion.
GCCACCAGGUACAUGGCAACUGGACCCACAGGUGGGCCCAUUCAUCAUUCGUCGAGCGAUCACUAUUACCCCCCUCCCCAUGGUCCCAAAGAAGACCGUAUCUGGAGCCCUCACAUGGACAGCUACGAGCUGAUGCACCGUGGUCCUGAAAAGCCAGCGAGUUAUCACUCUAAAAUUGAUGCUGAUAUCGACUCCCUCACCAGUAUGCUCGCAGAUCUGGACAGCCACCCACAGGACUCCAGCACACAACUGUACGACAAUGUGCCUUACAACAAGUACCUCUCAGGGGAUCACUACAAGACUGCACACCAGAGCGCAGCCCCUCCUCAGGGUCGACCAUCCAGGGGCUACCCCGCUCAUCCCCAGAGCCAAUACCACCCAGCGCCCCCCUACCCAAGCGAGCACCAGUCACCUCAGUACUCCACCUCCCACCGGCAGGACUACUACUCCCCAUCUUCAACCCCUAAGCCCUACUCUCAAUCCUACCCUCAGCCCGUCCCGGCCUCCUACACCACUGCCUCAACUCCUACUGGGCCCAGGUUCAGCGUCCAGGUCAAGACGGCGCAGCCUGUCACCUACUCUCAGACAGGCAGGCAGGCUGAACAGGCCUACACACCACCACCUCCUCGCCAGCAUGUGUCCCGCCCCCCUCCCCAGACUCAGACAAGUCCGCAGGGCUGGUACCCUUCACAUCCCAGCUCACAAGCUCAGGAGAUGCACUCUGAGGCGGUGUACAAGGGGAGCGGCUCAGGACCUGGAGGAAGAGUUAACCAGGUUCCAUUGUCCAAGAGAGGGAUGGAAAAUCAAACCGGGUCAGGGGCAGCACAGAGUCCUGCUUAUCAGUCCAGCAAGGGAAUAGCAACAACUAGGCCUGAGGAAGAGUUGGAUCGACUCACCAAGAAGUUGGUAUAUGAUAUGAACCACCCCCCCGUGGAGGACUAUUUUGGCCGCUGUGCCCGCUGUGGUGACAACGUGGUUGGCGACGGCAGUGGUUGCAUCGCCAUGGAGCAGGUGUUCCACGUGGAGUGUUUCACAUGCAUCACCUGCCACGCCCGUCUCCGAGGGCAACCCUUCUACGCCCUCGACAAGAAGAGUUACUGCGAGAGUUGUUACAUUAGUACAUUGGAGCGCUGUUCAAAGUGCUCCAAGCCAAUCCUGGACCGUAUCCUGCGGGCCAUGGGAAAGGCCUACCAUCCUCGCUGUUUCACAUGUGUGGUCUGUAACUGCUGCUUGGACGGGGUGCCCUUCACCGUGGAUGCAACCUCUCAGAUACACUGCAUCGAUGACUUCCAUAGGAAGUACGCUCCUCGCUGUUCAGUUUGCGGUGAGCCCAUCAUGCCCGAACAGGGCCAGGAGGAGACGGUGAGGAUAGUCGCUCUGGACCGCAGCUUCCAUGUUAACUGUUACGUCUGUGAGGAAUGUGGGCUCCUGCUGUCCUCUGAAGGGGAGGGCCGAGGCUGUUACCCGCUGGACGGCCACAUCUUGUGUAAGAGCUGCAGCGCUUGCCGCAUCCAGGACCUCUCAGCCAAAAUCUCCACUGACUGCUAACGAAAGCCUUUUUGCGUGCGUCCGCUCCACCUUUCCAGCACUCUCACGAAUCCACGCACAGUCAACGUAUUACACAUUACUGACGGCGCAGGCAGGAAAUGCCCCUGCUUUGCUCAGUCUCGUGUGAGGUGCUUUUCCUUUUCUUUUUUGGUUGCGUUGACUGUGACAUAAACUUUGCUAUAGUUCCCUCUGUUGGUAUCCCGCUGUAAUUUAAUUUGCAGAGAAACAUGUUUUGAGACGGAGUCCUGAUGGAGCAACCACCUCGCUUGUUUCCAUUCAAUCAGAUGUCCUGCUACAUUUUCUUUCUUCUUUUAAUUUGGUACACCGUUGCCCCAUUUUUCACGUUUAGUUCAGUAUUAGUAUGACCGUGGCCUGACCUGCAGGCAGCUUGGGCUCCACUUACCAUUUAUCGGUACUGCUCAACUAUUAGCUUGCACAUUAUUAUCAUUGUCUUAAGACAAUGAAAGUAUGGAAGCAUAACAUAAAUUUGGACCUGAAAAUGAGGGUCUUUUUUUUUUUUUUUUUUUUUUUUUCUUCAGAGAAGCAGCAUUAAUGAUAAUAAAUGACAUUUGUAAAACACUAAAUGUCAAAGUGUAGAACUGCCUCAAAGCAAGCAUAUAAAAAGCACAUAAUGCAACAACUGUGACUGUACAUAACAGGCUGGUUUGGUUUGAUCAAACUGUUCCCAACUAUUUUGGAAGUAGCCAUCAGUGCAGUGGAUCUUUGCGGAGAAGUAGCCUCAUAUAGCAGGAGAAAUGUAGACAAAAGGAAUGAGUAGUUAACCUUACAACCUAGACGUUUAUUAUUUUUAUUUAAAUAAUUAAUUAUUAAAUGCUAGUACAGUAUUUGCUAGAACAAAUCUGGUGUACAUCUCCAACAUAACAAUAUCAUGUUUAGUUAUUAAAUCGACGCUCAUAACAGGAUUGUUGCCAUUAUGUUUUGGUUUUUUUAUUCAUCAAGAAUAAUACUUUUGAAUGUCUACAACACACAAUCUUGCUUUGGUUUGAAUAACAUUUGUUGUUGGUUGAUACUUGACUGUUACUGUACAUUUGAAGAUGACGGUGCAAUGAAGUCAAAUGCUUUCUUCUGUCUUAGGAAAACAGGGUGUUGGUUCGCUAGAAAACAUCCUGAAAUUUGAGAUCAUGUGAAGAGUUUCUACAUGUCCUGUGUGUCAGUUAGAGGAUGUAUGAAACUAAACUUCUUCUCAAUUUACAAGUAUAUCAAGUUCAUUGAUUUACAUACAAAAAUACUUUUACAUACUGGUUAAAGUGGACUUUAAUAUGAUUUUGGAAUACAACGCAUUUGAUGUUUGUUCAUCCUUGCACUCAUGUGGGCCGAGUUGUCACUCUGAGACUUUGGAGCUACAGUAUUUGUUACGAUUAUGUCUAACCUCCGUCUUUCCGGCCGGAUUUUGUAUUUGUGUAUCUUAAAGGGCUAGAAAUUUGAAAGCCUUAUCUCAAGGAUGUCCUUCAGUUUCAUAAUGAUCCUUUUUUUUUUUUUUUUUAAACUGGAUUUGUCUGUGAAAUCUUGUGUUUUUGUUUUGAUCAUGCUAAAACGGUUCAGUUGCAUUUGUUCAUCACUUGUUAAUUUAUCUCACAAUGUAUAUACCGUAUUAAUCUGCUUUUUAUCUCCAAGGUUAUCAUUUCAUUCACGCUCAGAUGUGUCAUUUUUUAAAUCCUGACCCUUCAACUCUUGUGUCAUACUCCUUGAAUCCCAUCAUUUAGUUUUUGUCAUCCGUUGAUUAUGCUUACCAUGUGUUCAGUUUGAAAUGCUGUGAAUUGGAGCCUGUAGAUGAAAGCCAGUGGUACUGCAGCAGACCUCGUCCACUGAUGAGUUCAGGCAUUUUGUACAGAAUAAGCAAGUUGUUGAAGUAGAAAUUGGUAGUUAGUUACACUACAUUGGAGAGCAUGUGAACACAUGGGUGGAUUUUCUCUUAAUACAGGUUGUAGCAAUACAAUUGAUUAUUAAAAUGACAAGUAAAUCUGUA